AUGUCUCAACAUCAGCAAAACACACCUCUGACUCUGGUACAGCUGUGGGAUAGCUACGAGCGAAAUCCCAUACCACGCUGGAUGGCCCGCUCCGCAGACCAGCGCCUAUACGAUGAGAGCCCUCCGUUUCACCCCCCAGAAAGAUUCACCUACUACCCUCUUCCACCAACCCUUGCCGUUGAAAAGCACGCCUGCCGACUCUUCAAAUUGGCCCUAAGACACCAUUACGCGACAAUCUUCUUGAUGGACGAAGAUUGCUCCCUCAUCUGGCAGACGUGGAAUCUCCAGAGACAUCAUGCUCAGCCUAGCGAAGAAGAAUAUGACGAGUGCCUUGACUCCCACACCAUGACCUUCCUUCACACGGGGAAUAAGAUGUUCAGAAACCAGGCAUAUGGUCAGGCAGUAUCCGCUUGGCUCCAAGCUUGGACCACUUUACUCCCUUACCACGUUGAUGCUCUCCCCCAUGGUGCUCUUCGUAACAAACUGGGCUUUCGAGAAUCCACCAUCAUUGGGAAUGUCUCAGCAUGUCUGCUCAAGAUGUGGAACAUGGCAAAAGCAGCAGGACUGGGUGAUGAGGACACCAGCUCGUUUGAGAUCGCUGCCUUUCAAUGUGCUUGGAUCGUUAUCGACUUGCGAGAAUAUGCUCGAGUGAGAACAGUGUACAGCGCUUGUCGUCGAGCUGAGGAGUGCCUCAAGGAAUUGUUCGAAGACGGCAAGGUCUAUGGCCGCGAUUUCGGCCCAAACGCAGUCGGUGUUUCUGAAAUGCGUGCCAGCGCAGCAAAAUAUGAAGCAUACGCCAAGGCCCAAGGCGAUGCUAUACAGAACGCCGAUAGAGAGUUACUAUUCCGAGAUCUCGACAAGAGCUUGGAGGUGCAGGUGGAUAGAGAGACCACUCGUGCGGUAGGGCCGUUGAUGUGGGACAGGCUGGGGGCAGGAGGGGAUACAUCUUCUGUGAUUGAGCAAGCAAGGUUCUUGGACGAGCAGCCGCUCGAUUACGGUGCCGAAGCCCAACAGGCUAUGGCCGGGAAUCGCAACUUGGUCGAACGCGAAUGGUGGUACACUUUUGAGCCUAUGGAACCUCACGAAGAAGCCGGAAAGGGCAGCUUUUGGUAUCCACCGAGCGAACAUCCCACCCCCCGCCUAACCUAUUUGCCCUACCCGACCGGCCUCAGCUUCGUCUUCCACCUCCACGCUCUCACCAAAUUAUCCCUUUACGAGAUAUUCUUUCGGCAGUACCACGAAGACUAUCUUGGAGAAGCAUGGGAGAAGAUGGUUCAAGAGAAGAAGAGAGAACCGUUACGGGAGGUGCCACCUCAGAUGCGCCUCCAUAGAGCGGAGAAGCUCAAGGAUGAGGGAAACGCUAAAUACAAAGCGGGAAACCACAAGGACGCUUUGAAGUCGUAUUUCGAAGCAUGGUGGACGACCGUCCCCUAUCAUUAUUACGGAUUCCCUAAUGAGUUGGACGCCUUGAGGGAUCAACUUGCUAAAAUUGAUUCUGUGAUUUUCGCCAACAUUUCGGCCGUAUAUAUCUCUUUGUUGAAAGCGGUGGCCACGCCUGCUGAAUCGCGAGUGCCAUUCCAGAAGAUGGCAUACCUCGCUAGUUGGGUCGCGGCCGAGCGCAAGUUCAACAAUAGUAUCAAAACUAUGAUCAACAUCUGUACCGUUCUCCCUUCUUGUGUAAAGCGCGAUCUGAUGAAAAUGAUUCGCGUUCAAGACAACCGCCUUCUCUUCACCCUCCCGAGAGACCUUGCAGCGCAUCAAACCGCCCCGCAAGAUAUCCUAGCACUCACCCACAGCUGGACCAGGAUGCGCGAUGCUUUGGGAAAAGCAAAGAACAAGGAUGCCAUCUACAAGGAGGCUUUCACGGGGGAACACAGCAAAGAAGAUGGGUUGAUGAUGGUGAUGUUGGCGGCUCUCGCGGGGCCAGAGGUGUUGAGGGAUGAUGUGGAGCAGAUGAAGAUGGCAAAGGGGUACUUUGCUUGA
This is a messenger RNA of Cryptococcus wingfieldii CBS 7118, 1983 nucleotides long. RefSeq lists its product as hypothetical. Gene Ontology annotation, molecular function: protein binding. The record is from RefSeq and is a predicted model, not a curated record. The transcript has 9 exons. Bases 1 to 1983 code for a protein of 660 amino acids. NCBI's taxonomy places the organism in Eukaryota, Fungi, Basidiomycota, Tremellomycetes, Tremellales, Cryptococcaceae.